AGCACAAACCCGGAAGUGGUUGUCCCUCUCCCUCUGGAUGGAAGAAGCAGGAGCAGCCAUCCUCUCCUCUUUACUCUAUAAAGUCAGCUUCAGCCGCUGAGUUCACCAUCACCCCUGGCGUGAGUGGGUGUAUGUGUGAGUGGAUGCUGGUGAGGUGUGAGUGUGUGUGUGAGGGUCUUUUGGGGUGAUGUACUCUCCAUAUCAAGGCCGUGAGGAGUUGGAGGAUGACCUCUACCAAGAGGAAGCCAAUGAUGACUCUGAUGGGUCGGAGGCCUACAGUGAGGUGGAGUUCCGCCUCUACAGCCAGCUCCACUACUCCUCCAAUGCUGGGGAGAUGGACGACAGAGGUGAGACGCCGGAGGACCAGGACAGCCAGCAGCCGGAGGUGACGGUAGAUGCUGACGGAGAACUGGUACACACUGAAGAUUGUGAACUUCCUUCAUCUGAACAACAACAACUCCUGAAGAAGAAGAAGGUGGGAGAGAAACGUGAUAAGCAGAAGAAGGGGAAGAGUGAUCCUAAAGGUCAGAGGUCGUCAUCAUCAGUCUUUGAGGAGGUCAUCGUCAUUGACUCCAGCCCGGAUGUUAUCUCCAUCUCCGAGGAUGACACUGCUGACGAUGAAGGCGUCUGUAUCAUGAAGGGUCAAGGUUUACACCGGCUGCAGACGUCCACCCCAACACAACAGGGGGGCCAGAAAAGGGAGAUGAGUCUCAAUAUGCCAGUGAGCGUUGACUCCAGCAGCUCAGAAUCGGAUUCCGAUUCAUCGGAGUCCAUCUCUGAGUCUGAUUCUUCAGAGUCAUCGGAUUCCGAAUGUCUGGAGAACUGGAUGAUCCUGGGCCGAGGGAAGCAAGUCGAAGACCGGUCCAUCUCACUCAACCUGGAGGGAGAGUCUAACAGCAACACAGGUGUGUCUUUGGAUGCUGAAGAAGAGAAGCAGAGCACCUGGGUGGUCUCCGACAAGGACAAGGACGCUCAGAUCUUCAACAAAGACAAGGGUGCCAGGAUAGUGACGCAGCGGGUGCCCAACAGAUACUAUACUAACAAGAGCGUCCAAUGUAGAAACUGCAACAAGACCGGGCAUCUCUCCAAGAACUGCCCCGAGCCCAAGAAGUUGACAUCCUGCUACCUGUGUGGCACCCCCGGCCACAUGGCCAUUGAGUGUCCCUAUAAGCACUGCAACAACUGUGGCUUACCGGGUCACCUGUACGAGUCCUGCAGCGAGAGGCCGUACUGGCACAAACAGUGUCAUCGCUGCAGCAUGAAGGGACACUUCUUUGACGCUUGUCCAGAGAUCUGGAGACAGUACCACAUCACAAACAAGACGGGUCCUCCUGUGAAGCAGAUGGAAGAGGACAACGGUCGAUCUCCUGCCUUCUGCUUCAACUGCUCCAGGAAAGGACACUUUGGACACACGUGUACACGGCAGAGGAUGUUCAACGGGGUGUAUGCCACCGUCCCUUUCAUCAACCACUACGACUCUGUGGAGGACAUCAACCGCAGACAGCACAGGCUCAAGCUGAGGGUUAAAGAAUUAAAGAAAAACGGUUGUUUAUUCAACACCUGUCAGACACCAGGACCACCAAAGAAGAAACCAAAAUUCAGCCACCAGAACAACCACCAGCAAACCCCUCACAGCCACAAACCCAGUGGCAGCCACAUCUUUUUUAGUGACAAUGACUUGAGGGACACGGCACCGAAAACAAAUAAGUUCAACAAGAUCAAACCACAGCAAAGCACUGGCAAUGUGAAACCGUGGAAACCCAAGAGGCCCGUGCCCACGUCAAGAGACCCGCUCCCGUCAUCGAAACUCAUUUUUGAUGAAGCAGAUGACUUUCCCAGAGGAGGAGGCCAAGGAGGGAACACGGAGAAGAAGAGCAGGAGGAAAAAGAUGAAGAAAACAAACGAUGUCCCGAACAAGGGACACAGAGACAGCAGACCUGACCGUCUCUGUUGGACUGUAACUGGUGUGAUGAAGGGGUCCGGCUCAAAGAAAGAGGUCAGAGAGAGCAGCAGGAAGAGGAGAAAUCGAGCCCGAAGCUUCGCCCACAAACAAAAAGGCGAUGAUUCAUCGAUGUAUCCAACAGAUGAGAACCUGUUUAUCAUCAAACAGAAACGGAAACGCAAAAGAUAGCAUCAGUAUGAGGGGGGUGUGGGUAUUUAGAGGCUGUCAGGGCUGUGAUCCAUAUGAUCAGUGGUGAUAAUGUAUGAUCACAUGACUCAGAUCUCACUGCUACAGUCACCAGUUCUGCUUAUGGUGCACAAUCGGACACGUCACAACAGGAAAAGCACAGAUGUAAAUGAUCAAAUUAUUCUUGACUGCAUAUUGGCUUCACUGACUUACUGGGACAUUUGAUUAGAUUGAGACAUUGUUAAAAGAUAUUUUCACAAUUACAAUCUGUCCUACAAAGAUAUGAACACUGGCCAUUAAAAUAUCCUAAAUUCUUACUGUAUAUUCUACGUAAGAGAUAAAUUCAUGUCUCAUGUUAGUUGUGGACUUCAAUACAUUUCUGCACAAAAUGAGGACUGUAGAUUUUGUUCCCCAUCGCAAGACAUUGUUUAAUUUGUAGUAUGAACAUGACAAAAUAAACAGAAAGCAAACAUUGUUUCUGCACUAUGAUUACAUAGUCACCAGAUUCAAGUCUGACUUGAAAAAUAGUGAAAAUAUCUUAACUUUAACUCUUUACUUAUCUUUGUUACUCAUAUCUGUGCUUUUCCUGCUAUGACCAGGUUCCUGUGUUUGACCCUGAACUCCGAGCUGCCUUUUCAUUGUUUCCCCCUGUGGUCAAUGUGAGAAUUACAGCACCUAUUUAAACUGAGGCAUGGCUUCAUGACCUUUUAAGAAGUGUUUCAGUCACUGUUUGACAUUUUGGUACGAGCACCAGGAGUUCAUGCAGUUAGUUCACCAGUAAUUCUGUUCAAUAACAACAUUACAUUGCUAAUAGACAUAAAGAGAGAAUUAGUCAUUUAGUUGCAGCACCCUACUUCAAUGGAUAAUCUAAUAGAUGAUGGUUGUAGCCAUUAUCAUAUUCUUUCAAUUUGUUCACAGGAAUUUUCUGCUCAUUGUGAAUUUGAAUAAAAACAGACGGCUCAUUGAAGUAUUGUGUUGUGCCUCUGCUCUGAUCAUCAUUUUACAGUUGUUGCAGCCAAAGGAUGGUGAUUUUCUUUUAAAACUACUCUUGGAUUACAGUCCUUUCUUCAUGUAGGAAUAAAUCUGCUGAUUUGUGUCUCUCCACCAGUUCUUGUGGGAUCUGGAUUUCAUGCAUCACUGACAUGCAGCCCUGACGGUGUUAACUUUGAAAAGCCCACUAUGUAAAUUCAGUUAUUUAUCUUAUUUGUUGUGGUUAUAACACGAUAACGCACAAUGAGAGAGUGGAAGAUGAGAUAACAUGAACACUGGUUAACCAACAUCUCUGUGGAAAAAUAAAACUUGAAUCUGCUUCAUCUGACUACUUCUGUGAUUCAGGAAGAGAAAUCAGAGUCGGAGGUUUUUCAUUUCAGACUUUUAUUUACUGUACAACUUUUAAUCUUUCAAUGAGAAUUCACGUUUCAUUCUCCUUUGUAUAAUUUCUGUAAAUUAUACAUUAAAAUCAUUUGAUUCCAGUCA
Hippoglossus stenolepis (Pacific halibut) is the source of this 3604-nucleotide messenger RNA. RefSeq names its product zinc finger, CCHC domain containing 7 (gene zcchc7). NCBI's taxonomy places the organism in Eukaryota, Metazoa, Chordata, Actinopteri, Pleuronectiformes, Pleuronectidae. The record is from RefSeq and is a predicted model, not a curated record. The coding region runs from base 188 to 2131 and encodes 647 amino acids. Gene Ontology annotation, molecular function: nucleic acid binding; zinc ion binding. The transcript has 10 exons.